AUGGUAGUUCAUGUCGUUACUGAUCCGGCUCGUCAGAAGCCCGACCUCGAUAUCGCAGCCGACUCUAUGGGCUUGGGUUGGACGGUCCAGUCUCAGGUUCAGCCCAUGACCUUCGGGUCCACGCUUCUUUUGGGCAUGGACGAGCGCGCUGCGAGGCAAGACUUCUCCUGGCCGGCGGGCGGUCAGGUAGCAACGCUUUUCGUGCCGAAGCCACUUGAUUCCGUGUCCGUGACUGGUGGUGCUCAGGUCUGGGUGGAUGUCGUUACUGGUGACCUUUCUGCAGACGGCAAGAGCAACCUAUCGGUGCAGCGCUUCCAGUCUGCAGUGAACAGGUCACACCUUUUCCUGGCAAACGACGCCAACAUCACUGUUCACGCAGGCGACAUCGGAGAGGUCUUCGUGCAGGCCUGGAAUGGCGCCAUCGUGAAUCUGCAGGGGGCAAGAGUCGACUCCAUGCUCAGUAUCAAGGUGGACACGAGCUCCUCCGUGCUCGUCAAGGCAGCACCAUUGCUGCACCCAAAUGCGACGGCGAUCGCCGCGGCCAACUUGAGAAACAGCACCACGACUCCUUCAAACGUGAGCCGGGCGAAUGUGACAGCUGUGAACGCCCACAAGGAGGGGCCCUGA
Symbiodinium sp. CCMP2592 is the source of this 627-nucleotide messenger RNA. The record is from the annotation of a GenBank genome assembly. Lineage: Eukaryota; Dinophyceae; Suessiales; Symbiodiniaceae.